Molecule: messenger RNA, 1671 nt
Organism: Oreochromis niloticus (Nile tilapia)
Lineage: Eukaryota; Metazoa; Chordata; Actinopteri; Cichliformes; Cichlidae
Product: NLR family CARD domain-containing protein 3-like
Exons: 4
Coding region: 190-1650 (486 amino acids)
Source: RefSeq, a predicted model, not a curated record
GGCCUGGAUGAAAGCAGACUUUUGUUGGAUUUCACCAACAGGAAGCUUGUGUCUGAUGUCACACAGAAGUCAACCAUCAGUGAGCUGCUGACAAAUCUCAUCCAGGGGAAUCUGCUUCCCUCUGCUCUCAUCUGGAUAACUUCCCGACCUGCAGCAGUCAGUCAGAUUCCUCCUACAUGUGUUGACAGGAUGACAGAAGUACGAGGCUUCACUGAUGCUCAGAAGGAGGAGUACUUCAAGAGGAGAUUCAGAAAUAAAGAGCUGUCAAGCAGAAUCAUCUCCCACUUGAAGACAUCCAGGAACCUUUACAUUAUGUGUGGAAUUCCAGUUUACUGCUGGAUCACUGCUACAGUUCUGGAGCACAUGUUGACUACAGAGGAGAGAGGAGAGCUGCCCAAGACCCUGACUGACAUGUACUCACACUUCCUGCUGGUUCAGACAAAGAAAAAGCAAAAGUACCACAAGGGACAAGAGAUGAGUUGGCAAGAGCUCACCAGUGCUGACAAGGAAGUUCUUUUGAAGCUGGGGAGGCUAGCAUUUGAACAUCUGCAGAAAAAGAACAUCCUGUUCUACCAAGAAGACUUGGAGCAGUGUGGUCUGGAUGUCACAGAGGCCUCAGUGUACUCAGGUGUUUGUACAGAGAUCUUCAAAAGAGAGUGUGUGAUCUUCCAGAAACCAGUUUACUGCUUUGUUCAUCUGAGUGUUCAGGAGUUUCUGGCUGCAGUCUACAUGUUCCACUGUUACACCAACAGGAAGACAGAGGUGCUGCAGGACUUCUUUACUGAGGAUGAUAAAGGAAAGAAGAUAUCUCCAGAAGAUAUCUCAUCUUUGGAAGAUUUUCUGAGCAGAGCCAUGGAAGAAUCUCAGCUUAUUCCGAAUGGCCACCUUGAACUGUUUGUUCGCUUCCUUCAUGGCCUCUCUAUUAAAUCUAACCAGAGACUCUUAGGAGGUCUGCUGGGUCAGACAGAGAACAGUCCAGAAAUCAUCCAGAGAGUCAUCAAAAACCUGAAGGAGGUUAACAGUUGGGGCAAGUGUCCUGACAGAUGCAUAAACAUUUUUCACUGUCUAAUAGAAAUUGAGCACCUUUCAGUAAACCAGGAGAUCCAAGAGUUCCUAAAUUCACAGAACAAGUCAGAGAAGAAACUUUCUGAAAUUCAUUGCUCCGCUCUUGCACAUAUGCUCUUGAUGUCAGAGGAAGUUAAGGAUGAGUUUGAUCUGGAGAAGUACAACACAACAUACGCGGGACGAUGGAGACUGCUUCCAGCUAUGGUUAUGUACAGAAAAGCUCGACUUUAUGAUGUUUAUGUCUUUGGGGGUAACUGUGGAGCUUUGGCCUUAGCUCUGACGUCAGACCCCUCCCAUCUGAGAGAGCUGCACAUGAAAUCAGUGAAACUGGAGAAAGAUGCAGAAGAACUUUUUACUCAUCUGGGACAUCCAAACUGUAGACUGGAGAUACUCAGCUUUGAGAACAGCACUUUGUCAGAGAGGAACUGUGCUGCUCUGCUCAGUGCUCUGAAGUCCAACCCCCCCUAUCUGAAACGUCUGGAUCUAAUAGGAUGCAACCUGGAGGGCUCAGGGAUGAAACAGCUGUAUGAUUACCUGGAGAGUCCACACUGUAAACUACAGUUUAAAAGAGAGACUUCAGUUUAGAUGCUGCGCUGUAGUGAGUAU